Molecule: messenger RNA, 960 nt
Organism: Paralichthys olivaceus (Japanese flounder)
Lineage: Eukaryota; Metazoa; Chordata; Actinopteri; Pleuronectiformes; Paralichthyidae
Source: RefSeq, a predicted model, not a curated record
UUUUCAGAACUAUAAUUUGUGUUUGUCUCUUUAGACCACUUCAAGGCAAUGUACAUGCAGCAAGGCUUGAUUGGGAAAGGCGGCUUUGGAGUCGUAUAUGCUGGUAUAAGACGAUCAGAUGAAUUGCCAGUGGCAAUAAAAUACGUCAGGGCUUCAGCUAUGGAGCAAAUUCUAUUGACCGAUAAUGGGRCACAAUCCUGGUACCCAUUGGAGGUGAGCCUCAUGCUUACGGCCACAGGCGGACCACAGUCUGUGGGAAAAUCUCCAGCCGUGUCCUUACUAGACUGGUACCGUCUGGGCAAAGAGGUUAUUAUGGUGAUGGAGAGACCAGAMCCCUGUGUGACCCUCAGGAAAUUUCUAAAGCGCACUGGUCCCAUGAAAAAGAAGCUGGCAAAGGUCAUAAUGAAGCAGCUGGUGGAUGCAGCCAUUCAUUUGCAAGCAUACAAAGUUUUCCACCGAGAUCUAAAACUAGAGAACAUCUUGAUUGAAACUGGUCCAGAUGGCCUUCGAGUGCGGAUUAUCGACUUUGGGUGUGGCUGCUAUUUGGAAGACAAACAUUAUACCUYGGUUUCUGGAACUCCUGAAUAUCUUCCUCCAGAGUUUUAUAUCCGUCAUGAAUACAUGGGCCGCCCCACCACAGUCUGGCAGUUGGGGGCGAUACUCUUCCAAUUGCUGACUGGAAACAGGGAGUUCACCACCAGCAGCUUCCUCAGGAAGGACAUCGAAAUCUUGACGGAKUGGUCUCAAGACUGCCAGGACCUGUUAAACAAGUGUCUGGCUAUAGAUCCCAGAGGGCGAGCCAAUCUUUACCAAAUCCGGCAGCACCCCUGGUUGAACUGAACUUGUGCUCGACACAAAGACAAAGACAAUUAUGUUUAGCAUAGUUACAAAACUGCAUUUUGGAAUGACAUCACUAUGAAAGCAGAUAAUCGCGUCAUAUUGUGAGAUGGGAGGUAWGCA